Ruditapes philippinarum (Manila clam) is the source of this 4017-nucleotide messenger RNA. Its product is annotated as four-jointed box protein 1-like. Bases 141 to 1340 code for a protein of 399 amino acids. Lineage: Eukaryota; Metazoa; Mollusca; Bivalvia; Venerida; Veneridae. Gene Ontology annotation, biological process: cell-cell signaling. The transcript has 5 exons. The record is from RefSeq and is a predicted model, not a curated record.
CAGCUGUUACAAUUUCACACAUAUUUUUUUUACAUUUACAAGACAUACGUAUAGUUAUGGGCAUCUCUUCUCUCUUCUUAUUUUUCAAAAAUGGAAUAUUUUUUGCGAUGUUAAAACUACAUUAAAAUAAAUAAAUAAAAAUGUUUUGGAGAUUUAUUUUUCCUUUCCUUUGUGUGCUUGUUUUAUUUUUGACAAAUUUUAAAAGAAAAUAUGACUUCGAAAGAAAUUCAGAUUUAUCGCAGUUUAAAUUUAAGAUAGUUGGUGAAAAACUAAACACAUCUGUUUCGUUGAAUGUUUCCACUACAUCUGAAUCUGGAAAAGAUAAAAGCAUUAAUACAGAUUUAAUACAGGACGGGAUAUUUUGGUCUGAUUUUGCAGAAUCAUUCGUUCCGAAAGAAUUACAAGACAGAAUGUAUAUAGUAAAGAAAUUGCGACAUAAACGUGUUGUGAAAAUAGAACUAGCGAAUAAGACAAUGUGUGGCAGAGAAAAUGGCAUUAUCACACUUGAAGAUGGAAUUAAAGUGUGUGCCAAACAUAGACCAACUCAAUUAAUAUAUGCUGAAGCAUUAGCAUUCUACUUAUCUCGAUUGUUGCUUUUGGACAACGUUCCAGAGGUGAUUCUUUCUAAACUUGAUGGAUCUUCCGGGCAGUGGAAAAAAUCUAACUUUACUAAACUAAAAAACUGGAAAGAACAUGACGAAGUUGCAAUCAUUAGAUGGCUCAAUAAUGCAAGACUUAACACAUUCAUGCCACAUGUAAUAUAUAAUGCUUACACAACAGGGACGCCGGUCAACAGCGCUGUGAUUCACGAAUCACCAUCUCUCAGAAAUAAGUCUACUGCAAUAGCGGAACUUAUUCAAUGGGGAACGCUGAUAGUUUUUGACUAUUUAGUUGGCCAUCACGACAGGUUAAUUCAUUACCAACUAGUUGGAGAAACUGAAACCAGAUUACGAAGAAUUUCCACAGCAUUAUAUAAUUGCGUUAUGUCACCAAACGGCAAGAUAUGGUUUAUUGAUAAUGAAUUUUCCAUGUUCACUGAACGCAAACAUAAAAUCUCCAAGGAAUAUAAUAUUCAUUUGCAAACAUUCAAUAAUAUUAUGCUAAAAACAAUGUGUAUCUUUCAAUCUUCACUUGUUAAUGAGUUAAGAAAUCUUCAUAAAUACCCAUCGGCUUUUCACUAUCUCUGGUAUUACGCCAGUUCAUUUGAACCAUUAUUAAAUAAUUUCCAUAGGCAUAAAGACGUUCAAUUAAACACAUCAGCUGCUUUAUUCAACCAAAGACUCGGAGAUAUCAUCGGGUGGAUAUAUGUUUGCAAAUCUAAGAGUUUGAUAAAAAAGUAAUGCCAAACAUCUGGAAACUAAAAAGAUGAGAUAUAUACAUUAUUGUAUAUUAACACAUUGAAGCCUCUAUGUUUUUUUACUUUGCUGUUUGGCUUUUCGUGUAUUUGAUGCAAUCGCUACUUUACGGCCCUUUCCUUCAAAUUCCAGAUAAGACCUGAACACAAUAGUAAGAAUACACAGAACGGAUACGGUCUUCGAUGUAACCUACUCUUAGAAACUUAACAUGUUAACAAACAAAUUGUUAUUUAGUGUUGGGAGUUUGAUGUAAAAGUUAAUAUCGUGGUUGAAGAAACCGAAAGUACAAAAUGUCUACCGGUUCAAUAAUAAUUCUUACCGAAAUACACGUUGCUUUUUAUGUUAAACAAAUACAUCUGUUAUACAUUAUCAAAGAUUAAACCCUCUGUCUAUGUUGACAUCUAAACGUCGUGGUAGAACUACUUUAAAUCCGUACGAAGUCCGAGCUUAUUAUUGAUAAUAGCCGAGAUGUUCCGAUUGUUAUUUGCUGUUUCGUUUUCUUGAAAUUUUGCUUUGAAUCAUUAAUGCUUUGUCGCAUUUUCGCAUCGUUACGAGUGUGUAUAUCUAUAUAUUACAUAUGGCAUAUGCCACAAUAAGGUUUUAACGGGAAUGAAUGGAAAUGAAAACCAUAAAGAAAAAGCAUUACCUUUUUUAUUAAAUUCAUUAAAAAUAAACAAAUAAGCAAAAAAGCUAUGUCCUCAAGAGUAAGUUAAGAUGUUAAACAGGAGGCUGAGAAAUGUUUAAAUAUUCUUACCAGCAUUUGCGAAUUGUUGUUUACUCUUAUCCGAUUCAGCGAUUAUCCGAAUUCACGGACAGUUUCCAUUAAUUUCCGUUACUUAAUCACGUGUCAUUAAAUCCAUUAUAAAAGAUGGAAAGAUAUUUAUAUUGCAUUAUAUCAGAAUAUGUAUUGAAGGUGACGAAAAACAAUCAAUUAAGCAAUUAUAGUAGAUAUUAAGGCAAGCUUAUUGUAAUUUUCACACUUUCGCAGAUCAUACGUUUCCCCCAUUAAUCAAGGGAAAUUAAUCUUAUCAGUUAUUGUAUGUUUACACCUGCAAGAUGUACGAUUAUUUGUUAUUUUAAAUGUAGGUGUAAAUAUGUCAAAAUCUUUUCGGAUCCGAGAGGUCAAUUUUAGAGUAAAAUGAGAACAAAAAUUGAAAAAAUCGUCCGGAAUUCGGAGUAGACAGGUUCCGGAUCCGAAAGAUUUUUAACUUUUGUAAAUAGAACAAAUAAAAUCGGGACCGGACUCUUUGUUCGGAUAAGAAAGGAUUCCGGAUAAGAAGGGUUCGGAUUAGCAAGUCUCCGCUGUACUAUAUCAUUUGAUCAAUCAGUCAUAUUUAUUGUGCAUGAAAAUUGUUAAAGAGAUUUACCUAAACCAACUUUCUUCAUAUAUUUACUAUGAUUUGCAGCAACGUGCUGUGAAUACUUCUGUUUUAUAGCUGAAUCGUGUUCCUAAGCAUGCUAAUAUUAACAAUAUGUGUUUACUAUUUUUUCAAUUGCAACACGAUUUUGUAAAUGAUCUAUUCUCCAUUUAAUACAUACAGGGUUUAUCUAUGGAAUUUAAAAUGGUUAUUUAACGUAAUAUAAACCUUGCAACCGUGAAUAAAAUGUUCGGAAUACUGACGAUGUUGUUUGCCGUGUUCAUGUUUGACUCGUAGAACCCGUUUGUCUAUUACCAUGAUUUCAACUAAAAUGUGUGUCUGUUUCAAUAAACUCACCAUGCAAACGCGUAGCAAAUUAUUACAUAAGCUGAUUGUUUUGUUCCUUUUAAAGACAAAAACAGAAACAAAAUACAUUUCAGUGAUUGAUUUUCUUUUAUCUCCUUCAUUUUUGGUGCAAAAAUAUCUAUAUUAUUAAAUAAUUUGACAGAUUAUCAAGCAAAUUAACCUCUUUUAUGCAAAAUCCUACUAACGCGCAUAUACUUCCCGAAGGAAAAUAUAUUUACAGCACUAAUUUUGGUAAAUCAUUGGAAAAAAAGAAAUGUUCAAAGGAAUAAAACUAUUAUCUUUUCAGCAAUUAAGAUGAUUUUUUUGCGUGUAAGCCUGCAGCUUUAUAAAACAUGAAAGGUUUCUUUAUAUACUUUAUUUUCAUAUAACAUCAGAUCCACUCAGUGUAAUUGAAGAGGAUAUUGAAUUCACAAGCAAUCAAACAUAUUAUUUUGAAAGAUAUAGGAACAAAUACGUACAAGAUAAAUUCUUAUCUGUUAAUGAGUAUUACAUAAAAUAACCCAUUAGGCAAUUCACACUCAGAUGUAACCUUUGUUCUCGUUGUAGAAAUCAUAUAUACCAGAAACUCAUUUUGCUGAUGUACAUUUAUAGAGCUUGCAUGUUUUCUUAUCCCCCUAUAGGCAUGUUAAUCCUUAUUGACAAAAUGAAGCUACAUGCUAGCAUUACCGCAAAAUGGCGUUAUAUCAAUAUAUUGGGGUUUUCAUUCCCUGACAUUGGAAAUACACAAACUUUGUAGCUGUAUAUUGUGUUACAGCCGUAAAUGUGUUAAUUUCUUGAUUAAAACAGAAUUGUUCUAAAUGAAAGAAGUUAGUGAUAAGGAAUCGUUUCAUCAUAUAUGGUACAGGUAUAAAUUAGACAAAUGUACUUCGAAUCUUACUUUUCGUCAUAGUGUUGUUUACAAUAGCACGUAUUCACUCAUUGUGUAGACUGAGAAUCAA